Molecule: messenger RNA, 2931 nt
Organism: Paramacrobiotus metropolitanus
Lineage: Eukaryota; Metazoa; Tardigrada; Eutardigrada; Parachela; Macrobiotidae
Product: oviduct-specific glycoprotein-like
Exons: 15
Coding region: 210-2783 (857 amino acids)
Biological process (GO): carbohydrate metabolic process; chitin catabolic process
Cellular component (GO): extracellular region
Molecular function (GO): chitinase activity; chitin binding
Source: RefSeq, a predicted model, not a curated record
CGGGUAUUGUGGCACAUUCUAAAGUUUCUAUACCGAUUAAGCAGGCACAAAUGCGGUUCGUUCGCCAGUGCUCAGCGCAGUCGUAAUCGCUAAAACAAGAACCGAAAAAUAUAUCACGGUCAACGUAAUUUUUAAAUUUCAUUGAUCGAUCCGAUAGACGCUUGGUCGAUGUAAUACUAAUAUCAUUUGGUCACACGAGAUUUUACAAUAUGGAUAACGCUGUGAUUGUCACCGUGUUGACGGCAGUGAUAUGGGCUGGCUGUGCAUCGGGACAGACCAUCUUUGAUUUGCUGAAACCGCAGCCCAAUGGGGCGCAGGUCAUGGCGCUGCUAAAAAGCGGCGCUAUGGCCAAUGCGCCCAAACUGAUCGCCAUUCCCGACAACGCCACCUAUGAUUGCCGGGCGGAACAACAAGCGGGAUAUUAUGCGGAUGAGAAUUACGAGUGUCAGGUGUUUUACCGGUGUGAACGCGAUGGGAAGACCAGUAAAUUUCUGUGUGCGUCACCGACGGUGUUCAAUCAGAUCACGCUGGUGUGUGAUUACUGGUACAACGUGGACUGCCAAAAGUGGGUGGCGCUGCGAAAUUUUGCCAAUUCGCGGCUAUAUCUUGAUACCAGCGAGCAGCUGUUUGAAAAUGCUCCUGAAGACUACGAGUUGCCAAAUUUUGGCAACCCGGCGUUUCCUAAUUUGCCCUAUGUCAAUCGGACAAGUCAGCCGUGGAAGAUAAAGAAGGUUGUUACUGCGCCGCCCCAUCGCAAUUCCAGAACACCUUAUGUUUUCGGUUUCACCAAAGUUCCACCUAAGCCGGCCGUUUACACAAAGGCACCAACUGAACCGGUGACAACAACUCGGUUGCCGACCACUACAUCGUACUACGAGCCGUCUGAUACAACAGAACCAACCCAUACUUACGAAGCCGAUACCACAGAAGCGCCGAAAGGAGUCACGAGCGGUGGAGAUGUGGAAGAGUCAACCCUACUUUGCACAACGUGCACAAGUGGACCACUUCUUGUGGAAUCCUCCACCGCUUCCGGUAACGGAAAAGCUGCAACAACAGCAUCCUCUCAUGUGUCCACGGAAUUACUCCCUAACGAAGUAACAGACGUUGCCACUGUGCCAACACCAACUAAAACGCCGGUAACUAAGCUAAAAGGCACCAAAGCGCCACGACCACCACGACCGGCCAAAGGCUUAAAUAUAUCUUUAGGCGCAGGAGAUGUGGUGACCUGUAUCUACAGUUCCUGGGCAGCUACUCGCCGACCAAUUGGAAGGAUGGCCGGUAAUGAUAUUCCCGUGGAUGACUGCACUCAUAUUGUCUACACUUACACCAGUAUUUAUGAAAACAAAAUUUUUACACUACAGCCGGCGCUGGAUGAUAAAGAGAACGAAGGAAUGGGCAAUAUUGCCAAAUUUGCUGGACUGAAGGAGAAAAAUCCCAACUUGAAGGCUCUUAUUGGGGUUGGUGGAUGGAAUUCUGGAGGAUGGAUUUUUAGCACAACGUUCUCAUCCCCGGAAGGUCGCAGGGUAUUUAUUCAGAGUGUUAUCGAAUUCUGCCAUAACAACGAUCUAGAUGGAAUUUGGAUUGAUUGGCUGACACCCGGUGUCGAAGUCAGAGGAGGUGCGACUGGAGAUUAUGAAAAUUUUGCCUUGUUGCUUACGGAAAUGCGCGACACGUUUGAUGCGGUACCCAGCGGUGAGGCAAAACUUUUCAUCGGCGUGACCGUGGCAGCCAUGCCCGGAUAUCUUCACAAUUACAACGCCGAAGUGCUUGAUAAGACCGCCGAUCUCGUAUAUCUCAUAGCUUAUGAUCUCGCCGGAUACUGGAACGGCACAAUCAUGCACCCCUCACCGCUUUUCAAUGAGGAAGAAAAAGCUAGUGCGGAUAACGGUGUUCAAAUGUGGAUCGAUGCCGGCAUCGCUCCCGCAAAACUCGUUCUCGGCAUUCCCACCUUUGCUCGUACAUACAAGAUGCCACCCAAUGUCCAGCCGAAUCAAGGCUACGCAGGUAAUUUCAGCGGCGACGGUAUCCGGGGAGCGGUCAGUCAAGCGCCCGGCUUCCUGUAUUAUGCCGAAGUGUGUUCGCGGCUGCAAGCUGGCGGUUACACCAUUGUCCGCGAUCCCUUCAUGAAAGUUCCCUAUGCGUACAGCGCCGACCAAAUCAUUAUGUACGAGGACGAAAUCAGCGUGCGGGGAAAGGUCGACUAUGCUAAAAAAUCCGGACUCGCCGGCGUUUAUAUGUUCACUAUCGACGAGGACGACCCGAAAGGCUUCUGCGGUGAACCGUUCCCGCUGACCCGUGCUGCCGCUUCCGCUGCCGGUUUGGAUAAAUCCACCGUCAUCACCCCGGCAAAGCCUAAGACCGCCCAACGCUGCGUCUCCUCGGAGAAAUCCUGCAAAGACCAGGCCGCCUGCAUCGUUUUCCCCUCCAUGACCUUUGCCAACGAGAGCUCCGAUCUGUGGUGCGGCGCCGGCGUCGUCUGCCAGGAUCCUAUCAGUAUCGUCGAGUGCCCAAUCAGUGAUAAAAUUAUGACCGCUACCAAAGAUCCCUUUAUUUCCAAAUCACCCAUCUACAUCGGCAAAGCGUCCAAAUCCGCCACGGCGGUCAAAUGCCGGCCCAAUCUCCCGGUGACCACGGCGGGAGAAAAUGUCUCGUAUCUUUGCGUACAAGACGGUAUGCUGGGAAAAAGUGUACAGGAAUACACUUGUCCCGAUAAUACCAAAUUUACUGCGUUAUAUCUCAAGUGUGUUGUUAGCGGGAAUGUGGCUAUGCCUGAGCAAUCGUAAAUCAGUUUGUUAAUUUAAGUUUUUAAUUUAAACUGUCUUUCUACAACGGAACAGCGCAGCGCGUGGGUUCAACUGAAAAAAAAAACAACUAUUUACAUCUGCCGGUGUUGUGAUCUCCUAGUUCGUAAAACCUGCAAAGACUUCCAAU